Molecule: messenger RNA, 762 nt
Organism: Oikopleura dioica
Lineage: Eukaryota; Metazoa; Chordata; Appendicularia; Copelata; Oikopleuridae
Source: the annotation of a GenBank genome assembly
AUGAAAGAAAUUACAGUGUUGAAAUUUGAAAACCUUAAACCACACCCUGAUGCCCAACUCCGAAUUACGCAGGAAAAUGGUCAAUAUCAUCUUCACCUCUCAUGCCAUUGCACUAUUACGAACAGUCUCCCUGAAUCGCUAUACCUUGAAGCCAUGUUUUGGCUACAGACUGUCUGUGGUGGAAAAUUCAUCAAAUUGGAGGAAUCACAUUGGAAAAAUCCCGACUACAAGGCAACUUCUCACGUCUUCUGCAAAAAAGACCAUUUGCAGAUCCGGAAAAUUGUGCUUCUCGUCGAUGAAAGAAAAGCAAUCUGGAUGAGAAAUCCAACUGCUACACCGUUCGAACUUGGAAACGAUCUGUUUUGGAAAGUGAUGUUCAAGGCUCUUUUCACUGGUCCUGGCCCGUGCUUUAAAAGUUUUUUUAAAAGUGCCAUCAAUGAAUUUCUUCUUACCCCGCAAGAUUUCGUGGACGCACUCGAUUAUCUUUGUGAAGACUCAAAUAUUCUCGAGCAUCUCCAGCGUACGUCGAGUCCAACGAUUCAUCACCAAAAGAAACCCAAGAAAACACAAGGUCUUCCGACUUCAGUGAAAGAAGCUCUCCAAAAGGCAAACAACGAAAAACUGCAGACUAUCGACCAAGUAGAACCCGAUGAUACCAACAAGCAAUCGAAGAACAAGAAGAACAAGAAAAGCAAGAAGAAGCCAAAUCAAGGAAAAGCCCCCAACAACAUCCGCAAGACGAAGAAGCCAACCAAACUUUAA